AUGGUUCGCAAGUUCUUCGUCGGAGGCAACUUCAAGGCCAAUGGCUCCAUCAAGUCCAUUCAAGCCAUCGUCGAGAAUCUCAAUAAUGCUAAGCUCGAUCCCAAUACCGAGGUCGUCAUUUCCCCACCAAGCAUCUUCCUCCUCUCCACCGCUGAGAAGAUCGGAAACGGAGUCAAGGUCGCCGCCCAAAAUGUGUUUGACAAGCCAGAUGGUGCCUGGACUGGUGAAUUGACCAACAAGAUGUUGACCGAGCACGGCCUCGAGUGGGUUAUUCUUGGUCACAGCGAGCGACGAACUAUCUUCAAGGAAUCCUCUGAGGUAUACACCAUGUCGCAAUUUGUAUCUCUAAUCGGUUCAAAACUAAUAUGUUUUGUUGUGCAGUUCAUCGCCGAAAAGACCAAGGCUUCUCUUGAUGCUGGAUUGAGCGUCAUCCUUUGCAUUGGUGAGACUCUCGAGGAGAGAGAAGCCGGAAAGACCCUCGACGUCUGCUGUGGUCAAUUACAAGCUGUUGCCAAUGUCAUCCAAGAUUGGGCUAUUGGCACCGGAAAGGUCGCCACUACUGAGCAAGCUCAGGAAGCCCACGCUGGCAUCCGUGCAUGGCUUGCUAAGACCGUUUCCUCAGAAGUCGCUGAGGCUACUAGAAUCCUCUAUGGCGGUUCCGUCAACGAGAAGAACGCCGGUGAACUCGCCAAGCAACCCGACAUUGACGGUUUCCUCGUCGGUGGUGCCUCGCUCAAGCCAGCCUUCGUCGACAUCAUCAAUGCCAAAUCAGCUUAG
Orbilia oligospora ATCC 24927 is the source of this 777-nucleotide messenger RNA. RefSeq lists its product as uncharacterized. The coding region runs from base 1 to 777 and encodes 258 amino acids. NCBI's taxonomy places the organism in Eukaryota, Fungi, Ascomycota, Orbiliomycetes, Orbiliales, Orbiliaceae. Gene Ontology annotation, biological process: glycolytic process; glyceraldehyde-3-phosphate biosynthetic process; gluconeogenesis. Gene Ontology annotation, cellular component: cytosol. Gene Ontology annotation, molecular function: triose-phosphate isomerase activity. The record is from RefSeq and is a predicted model, not a curated record. The transcript is spliced from 4 exons.